Molecule: messenger RNA, 894 nt
Organism: Vicia villosa (hairy vetch)
Lineage: Eukaryota; Viridiplantae; Streptophyta; Magnoliopsida; Fabales; Fabaceae
Exons: 2
Coding region: 66-794 (242 amino acids)
Source: RefSeq, a predicted model, not a curated record
CCAAAAUUUUCUUCACACGGAUCUAUCACUACUUGCCUACAUUUUCGUGGAACGAAGCCUAAUAAAUGCAAGACACCAACACAAAUGUGAAUAGCAUUUACAACUCUCCCAUUUUACCAAGCCCCCAAAAACUAAAUACACAUUCCCCCCUCACUCUCUCGUUAUCCAUCUCUCCAUUCAACCAUCUUCUCAAUUCUCAUUCUCUCUUCUCAUCAAACACCAAAAUGUCCAAUAAGUCCCCAGUUUUUCCCAUUUCAGACCCUCAACACUUCAGUGACUAUGGUUUCGACCCACAAAUCAACUAUUUUCAGGUAUUAGAAGAAGCCAUGAAGCACAAACGAGAAUCUUCAAGAUCCAUAGACUCAAUCCACUUCAAGCUACAAAAACCCAUUUCAAAAGAAGAAUCAAGAAACAAGAAUCACAAAUCAAAGAAGAAACGCUGGUGGAAAAACGCUCUCUUUUUCUUCAAAUGGAAAUGGACCCACCACCACCACCACCACCGUGAUGACCGUUACGAUGAUAACAGUGAUGAUAUUCAUCAAGUCCGGGCUAAGGCCUUCCGGGCCACGAUUUCCGGGCCUGUUUACUUAACAGAGAGUAGAAGCGGGUCGGCUACGCCGUACAGGAGUUGUAGUAGGCCUUCCUCCGGUCCACUCGCCGGGAGUUUGAUGCCGGCGGCGAUUGGUGCGGUGGAUAUACCUUAUUUGAGUUUGAGAGAGCUUACGAUGGAACAGCAACAGGUGCAGCAACAGAGGAUGUCUACCUCGGCCAUGCCUAUAUAUUUGGUUACUUGAAUUGAAUGUUUUGAAAAAGUGAAAUGUGAAAUGGGUUUGGUUUGGUUUUUAUUGGAUGGAGUAUUAUAUUUUUAACCUAACUAAAAGUGUUUGUUUGAUA